Messenger RNA from Lipotes vexillifer (Yangtze River dolphin), 3519 nucleotides. It is a transcript of the gene ADAR, whose product is annotated as adenosine deaminase RNA specific. The transcript is spliced from 15 exons. NCBI's taxonomy places the organism in Eukaryota, Metazoa, Chordata, Mammalia, Artiodactyla, Lipotidae. The coding region runs from base 1 to 3519 and encodes 1172 amino acids. Gene Ontology annotation, molecular function: adenosine deaminase activity; tRNA-specific adenosine deaminase activity; double-stranded RNA binding. Gene Ontology annotation, biological process: RNA processing; adenosine to inosine editing. Gene Ontology annotation, cellular component: cytoplasm; nucleolus. The record is from RefSeq and is a predicted model, not a curated record.
AUGGACCCGAGGCAGGGGUGUUCCCUCAACAGAUACCAAACCCAUCCCGUUCAAGGCUAUGAGCACAGCAAGCUCAGACACCAGCAGCCAGGGCUGGGUUCUUAUCCUAAUAGUUUCCAGCUCCAGCAAAUAGAGUUUCUCAAGGGGCAACUCCCAGAAGCACCCCUAAUUGGAAAGCAGGCACCAUCACUGCCACUGUUCCUUCCUGGACUCGGGCCAAGGUUUCCAGGACCACCUGCCACAGGCGGGUACCUUCAGAUCCUAGGUAUCCCCAGGGGCGUGCCUCUCAGAAGUCAGGUGCUCCCAGGAGGGUUCCAGCAUCCUACCCCACGUGGCUGGGUUCGGCCAUGGAGCGGUGUUGAUAGGCUCUCCUCACGUUUCCAGGAACUGACUAUCAGCCAGGAUCAGGAACAAAGGGUCUUAGAGCUGUUGGAGGAGCUUGGGGAAGGGAAGGCCACCACAGCGCUUGAUUUGGCCAGGAAACUCCAAGCCCAAAAGAAGGAAAUCAAUCGAGUUUUAUACUCCCUGGCAAAGAAGGGUAAGCUGCAUUGGGAGGCAGGAACGCCCCCUUUGUGGAGACUUUCAGUUCCGGUUCAGGCUUGGAACCAGCCCAGCCAAGGAGCGAGAGCAGACAGUCUUAGCCAGGGAGCUCCAAGCUCAGACUUCAGUUUGGAAACUGAAGACAGAAGCCUCACAUCUGGCUUGGAAGAUCCUCCUGAGCCUCUCGACAUGGCUGAGAUCAAGGAAAAGAUCUGCGAUUACCUGUUUAAUGUGUUCAACUCCUCUGCCCUGAAUUUGGCUAAAAACAUUGGCUUCACCAAGGCCCGAGAUGUGACUGCCGUGCUGAUUGACUUGGAAAGGCAGGGGGACGUCUACAGGCAAGGGACGACCCCUCCCAUAUGGCAUUUGACCGAUAAGAAGCGGGAGAGGAUACAGAUCAAGAGAAGCAUGAACAACGUUCCGGAAACCACUCAAGCUGCUAUCCAGGAGACCAGAAAAAUCGCAGAGCUCCCCAUCUUACCUGCGUCAGAUGCCUCAAACAGCAUGGUCACCACAGAAAAAGUGGAGAACGGGCAGGAACCCAUCGUAAAGUUAGAAACUAGGCAAGAGGUCACACCAGAACCAAUAAAACUGAAACCACCUGUUCAUGACAAUGGCCCCUCCAAAACAGGGUAUGUUGACUUUGAAAAUGGCCAGUGGGCCACAGAUGACAUCCCAGAUGACUUGAAUAGUAUCCACGCGGCACCAGGUGAGUUUCGAGCCAUCAUGGAGAUGCCCUCCUUCUACAGUCAUGGCUUACCACGGUGUUCACCCUACAAGAAACUGACAGAGUGCCAGCUGAAGAACCCCAUCAGCGGCCUGUUAGAAUAUGCUCAGUUCGCUAGUCAGACGUGUGAGUUCAACCUGAUAGAGCAGAGUGGACCACCCCAUGAACCUCGAUUUAAAUUCCAAGUUGUCAUCAGUGGCCGAGAGUUUCCCCCAGCUGAAGCUGGCAGCAAGAAAGUGGCCAAGCAGGAUGCAGCUAUGAAAGCCAUGACAAUUCUGCUUGAGGAAGCUAAAGCCAAAGACAGUGGAAGAUCAGAAGAAUCAUACUACUGUUCCUCGGAGAAAGAAUCAGAGAAGACUGCAGAGUCCCAGACUACCACUCCUUCAGCAACAUCCUUCCUUUCUGGGAAGAACCCCGUCACUACAUUGCUUGAGUGUGUGCACAAGUUGGGGAGCUCCUGUGAAUUCCGCCUCCUAUCCAGAGAAGGCCCUGCCCAUGACCCCAAGUUCCAGUACUGCGUUGCAAUGGGAACCCAUACUUUCCCCACUGCCAGUGCCCCCAGCAAGAAGGCGGCAAAGCAGAUGGCUGCAGAGGAAGCCAUGAAGGCCCUGCAAGGGGAGGCGACAGGCUCAACAUCUUCUGAUGACCAGCCCGGAAGUAUGAACAUGGAAUCAUUUGAUAACUUGGAAUCGGUGAUGCCCAGCAAGGUCAGGAGGAUUAGCGAGCUCGUCAGAUACCUGAACACCAACCCCGUGGGCGGCCUGUUGGAGUACGCCCGCUCCCAUGGCUUUGCUGCUGAGUUCAAGUUGGUCGACCAGUCCGGACCUCCUCAUGAGCCCAAGUUCGUUUACCAAGCAAAAGUUGGGGGUCGCUGGUUCCCAGCCGUCUGCGCACACAGCAAGAAGCAAGGCAAGCAGGAAGCAGCAGAUGCGGCCCUCCGCGUCUUGAUUGGGGAGGACGAGAAGGCAGAGCGCAUGGGUUUCACAGAGGUAACCCCAGUGACAGGGGCCAGUCUCAGAAGAACUAUGCUCCUCCUCUCGAGGUCCCCAGAAGCACAGCCAAAGACACUUCCUCUCACAGGCAGCACCUUCCACGACCAGAUAGCCAUGCUGAGCCACCGGUGCUUCAAUGCUCUCACCAACAGUUUCCAGCCCUCCUUGCUUGGCCGCAAGAUCCUGGCUGCCAUCAUCAUGAAGAAAGACUCUGAAGACCUGGGCGUCGUGGUCAGCUUGGGGACAGGGAAUCGCUGUGUGAAAGGAGAUUCUCUAAGUCUAAAGGGAGAAACCGUCAAUGACUGCCACGCAGAGAUCAUCUCCCGGAGAGGCUUCAUCAGGUUUCUCUACAGCGAGUUAAUGAAGUACAGCCCCCAGACUGCGAAGGAUAGUAUAUUUGAGGCUGCUAAGGGAGGAGAGAAGCUCCAAAUAAAAAAGACUGUGUCAUUCCAUCUCUAUAUCAGCACAGCCCCAUGUGGCGAUGGUGCCCUCUUUGACAAGUCCUGCAGCGACCGUGCUGUGGAGAGCACAGACUCCCGCCACUACCCUGUUUUUGAGAAUCCCAAACAAGGCAAGCUCCGCACCAAGGUAGAGAACGGAGAAGGCACAAUCCCAGUGGAGUCCAGUGACAUUGUGCCCACGUGGGAUGGCAUCCGGCUGGGGGAGAGACUCCGAACCAUGUCCUGUAGUGACAAGAUCCUGCGUUGGAACGUGCUCGGCCUGCAGGGGGCGCUGUUGACCCACUUCCUGCAGCCUGUGUAUCUCAAAUCCGUCACACUGGGUUACCUUUUCAGCCAAGGGCAUCUGACCCGUGCCAUUUGCUGUCGUGUGACAAGAGAUGGGAGUGCAUUUGAGGAUGGACUCCGACAUCCCUUCAUUGUCAACCACCCCAAGGUUGGCCGAGUCAGUGUAUAUGAUUCCAAGAGGCAAUCCGGGAAGACCAAGGAGACAAGCGUCAACUGGUGUUUGGCUGAUGGCUAUGACCUAGAGAUCCUAGAUGGGACCAGAGGCACCGUGGAUGGGCCACGGAAUGAAUUAUCCCGGGUCUCCAAAAAGAACAUCUUCCUUCUAUUCAAGAAGCUCUGCUCCUUCCGGUACCGCAGAGAUCUACUUAGACUCUCCUAUGGUGAAGCCAAGAAAGCUGCCCGAGACUACGAGAUAGCCAAGAACUACUUCAAGAAGAGUCUGAAGGACAUGGGCUACGGGAACUGGAUAAGCAAACCCCAGGAGGAAAAGAAUUUUUACCUCUGCCCAGUGUAG